Messenger RNA from Gadus chalcogrammus (walleye pollock), 3604 nucleotides. It is a transcript of the gene zswim5, whose product is annotated as zinc finger, SWIM-type containing 5. The coding region runs from base 113 to 3601 and encodes 1162 amino acids. The record is from RefSeq and is a predicted model, not a curated record. Gene Ontology annotation, cellular component: Cul2-RING ubiquitin ligase complex. The transcript has 16 exons. Lineage: Eukaryota; Metazoa; Chordata; Actinopteri; Gadiformes; Gadidae.
CCUUCCCCCUCUCCGUGUGUGUGUAUGUGUGAGAGAGCGCGAGUUGUGUGUGUGUUUCCUGUGGCUGCUCGGUUGCCCGUGCUUCGACACACUCAGUGUUUAUCGGCUCGCCAUGGCGGACGGACGCAGAGAGCUGCCGCCUCACCUCUCCCUACCCCCGGCUAGCAAGCGACCCUGCUUCCGCCCAGCACCCCGUGGUCCCGGGCCGGGGCCCGGCCAUGGUAGCGGAUUUGCGAACUCUCGGUACCGCUCACCGGAAUCCCUUUUGGAUUGCGCCGCGAAGGCAGUGGCGGAGAAAUGGGCCUUUGAGAGAGUGGAGGAGCGCUUCGAACGGAUCCCGGAGCCCGUUCAACGUCGUAUCGUGUACUGGUCUUUUCCUCGCAACGAAAAGGAAAUAUGUAUGUACUCUUCGUUUCAAUGUCGAGUCGCCGGCGAGGAGGGGCCGUCGGCGGCUACAGGAGCUGGGGCCGCUGGGUCUGGAUCUUCUACAAGCGCUGGUGGUGGUGGUGGCGGCGGCGGAGCCUCUGCCGCUGGCACCACGUCUAGCGCCGUAGCCGGAGUGGUGGGGACGGGGGACGGACUCCCCUUCCGUCGGGGUAUCAGGCUACUGGAGACAGGCUGUGUGGAGAACGUUUUGCAAGUCGGGUUCCAUCUGAGCGGGACCGUGACGGAACCGGCCGCGACCUCGGAACCCGAGGUCACCCACAAGGUGGCCAUCAGCUUCGACCGCUGCAAGAUCACCUCGGUGACGUGUGGCUGUGGAAACCGCGACAUCUUCUACUGCGCCCAUGUGGUGGCGCUGUCGCUGUACCGCAUACGCAAGCCCGAACAGGUGAAGCUGCGCCUGCCCAUCUCGGAGACGCUGUUCCAGAUGAACCGGGACCAGCUGCAGAAGCUGGUGCAGUACCUGAUCACGGCCCACCACACAGAGGUGCUGCCCACCGCACAGAAGCUCGCCGACGAGAUCCUCUCGUCCAACUCGGAGAUCAACCAGGUCCACGGUGCGCCGGACCCUACGGCGGGCGCCAGCAUCGAUGACGACAACUGCUGGCACCUGGACGAGGACCAGGUGAGGGAGCAGGUGAAGCAGUUCCUCUCCCAGGGAGGGUACUACGGCUCGGGCAAGCAGCUCAACUCCAUGUUUGCCAAGGUGCGCGAGAUGCUGCGAAUGCGAGACUCGAACGGCGCCAGGAUGCUAACGCUGAUCACAGAGCAGUUCAUGGCUGACCCUCGCCUGUCGCUAUGGAGACAGCAGGGCACGGGCAUGACGGACAAGUGUCGACAGCUGUGGGACGAGCUGGGUGCAUUGUGGGUGUGCGUGGUGCUGAACCCCCACUGUAAGAGCGACGAGAAGAGCAGCUGGCUGCGGCAGCUGAAGAAGUGGGGCGACAUGGACGUGUGCCCUCUGGAGGACGGCAACUACGGCAGCGAGCUCCCCAACAUCACCAACGCCCUGCCGCAGAGCAACCUGGCACAGGACUCCCUAGCGCGGCCCCGGCGCACGGUGUUCAGCCGGGCGAUGGAGGCGUGCGAGCUGCACUGGCAGGACAGCCACCUCCAGAGGAUCAUCAGCAGCGACCUGUACAUGUCCCCCGCCUACCAGAGGGACCAGGGGGACAGCCUGCUCUUCAACCCCCAGGGCCUGCCCCUCUGGCUGGAUCACGUGCCCACGGCGUGCGCCCGUGUGGACGCGCUGCGUUCCCAUGGAUACUCCAGGGAGGCGUUGCGGUUGGCUGUGGCCAUCAUCAACACGCUGCGGCUCCAGCAGCAGCGGCAGAUGGACAUCUACAAGCACCAGAAGAAGGAGCUGCUCCACAGGGGUCUGACCUCCACCAGCACCCUGGAGGGCUGGGUGGGCCACCCGCUGGACCCCAUCGGGUGCCUGUUCGCCACGCUGACGGAGACCUGCCGCAUGGACGACGACAGCGGCAUGGACACCGGAGAGGGGGAGCCACGGCCCCCGGUCUACCAGCAUGUGUCGGUGUGGGGGUGCGGGGAGGGUGGGGAGUCCUACCUGGCGCUGGCCCUGGAGGUGGCCCUCAUGGGGAUGGGACAGCAGAGGAUGAUGCCCGAGGGCCUGUACGCCCAGGACAAGGUUUGUCGGAACGAGGAGCAGAUCGUGGCCAAGCUCCAGGAGCUGGAGCUGGACGAUCUACUGGUCCAGACGCUACGGAAACAGGCCCUCCAGCUGCUGGAAGCGGGUCCGUUCAGCGGCCUGGGGGAGGUGAUCCACCGGGAGAGCGUGCCGAUGCACACCUACGCCAAGUACCUGUUCACCGCCCUCCUGCCGCACGACGCCGACCUCUCCUACAAGCUGGCCCUGCGCGCCAUGAGGCUGCCGGUGCUGGAGUCGUCGGGCGGCUCAGGGGAUGUGGGCCACCCCCACCACGGGAUCUCCAUGGUGCCCAGCCGGUACCCCCGCUGGUUCACCCUGGGACACCUGGAGUCCCAGCAGUGUGAGCUGGCCUCCACCAUGCUCACCGCCGCUAAAGGUGACAUGCUGCGGCUGCGCACGGUGCUGGAGGCGGUCCAGAAGAACAUCCACUCGUCCUCCCUCAUCUUCAAGCUGGCCCAGGACGCCUUCAAGAUCGCCACGCCCGGCGACCACCCCCCCGACAUCACCUUGCUCAACGUGGCGCUGGAGCUGGGACUGCAGGUCAUGAGGAUGACCCUGUCCACCCUGAACUGGAGGAGAAGGGAGAUGGUUCGCUGGUUAGUCACCUGUGCCACCGAAGUCGGCCUGCGGGCGCUGAUCAGCAUCCUUCAGAGCUGGUACACACUCUUCACACCCACAGAGGCCACCAGCAUCGUGGCGGCCACCGUCAUGUCCCACAACACCAUCCUGCGGCUCAGCCUGGACUACCCCCAGCGGGAGGAGCUGGCCAGCUGCGCGCGCACGCUGGCGCUGCAGUGCGCCAUGAAGGACCCGCAGAACUGCGCCCUCUCGGCCCUCACGCUCUGCGAGAAGGACCACAUCGCCUUCGAGACGGCGUACCAGAUCGUGAUCGACGCGGCCUCCACGGGCAUGACGUACUCCCAGCUGUUCACCAUCGCCCGCUACAUGGAGCACCGCGGCUACCCGCUGCGCUCGUUCAAGCUGGCGUCGCUGGCCAUGACGCACCUCAACCUGGCGUACAACCAGGACACGCACCCGGCCAUCAACGACGUGCUGUGGGCGUGCGCGCUCAGCCACUCGCUGGGCAAGAACGAGCUGGCGGCCAUCAUCCCCCUGGUGGUGAAGAGCGUGCACUGCGCCACGGUGCUGUCGGACAUCCUGCGGCGGUGCACCAUGACGGCGCCGGGCCUGGCGGGCAUCCCCGGCCGCCGCAACUCGGGCAAGCUGAUGUCGACGGACAAGGCGCCGCUGCGGCAGCUGCUGGACGCCACCAUCUCGGCGUACAUCAACACCACGCACUCGCGGCUCACGCACAUCAGCCCGCGGCACUACGGCGAGUUCAUCGAGUUCCUGAGCAAGGCGCGCGAGACGUUCCUGCUGGCGCAGGACGGGCACAUCCAGUUCGCCCAGUUCAUAGACAACCUCAAGCAGAUCUACAAGGGCAAGAAAAAACUCAUGAUGCUGGUGCGCGAGCGCUUCGGUUGAGCU